Oncorhynchus gorbuscha (pink salmon) is the source of this 6251-nucleotide messenger RNA. It is a transcript of the gene ago4, whose product is annotated as argonaute RISC component 4. The record is from RefSeq and is a predicted model, not a curated record. NCBI's taxonomy places the organism in Eukaryota, Metazoa, Chordata, Actinopteri, Salmoniformes, Salmonidae. Gene Ontology annotation, molecular function: RNA binding; protein binding.
CAUUUCCAAAUCCACAGGAUAUGUGUUAAAUCUAUCAGAAGACAACGCAUCCACAAUACCUCUGGACAUCUACGCAUUAUAUUCCCUUUCUUAAAUUAGCCCCCCCUCAGCGUCGCAAUACCGCCCCCAAUUUCAGUGUCGGUACGGAGCCGCCAGGCCGGGACAGAGACGGAGAGAGAGCCCUCGGCCAUGGAAGCGCUCGGACCCGACCCCCCUAUAGGCCCGUCGGCCCCCACCUCCCUUUUCCAGCCCCCGCGGAGGCCUGGCAUGGGCACUGUGGGGAAGCCCAUCCGCCUGCUGGCAAACCACUUCCAGGUGCAGAUUCCCAAGAUUGAUGUCUAUCAUUACGAUAUCGACAUCAAGCCUGAGAAACGGCCUCGGAGGGUCAACCGGGAAGUGGUGGACACCAUGGUUCGCCACUUCAAGAUGCAGAUCUUUGGUGAUCGACAACCGGGCUACGAUGGGAAGAGGAACAUGUACACGGCCCAUCCACUACCCAUCGGGAGAGACAGGGUGGAUCUGGAGGUGACUCUACCGGGGGAGGGGAAGGACCAGACCUUCAAGGUGUCGCUGCAGUGGGUGUCGGUGGUGAGCCUGCAGAUGCUCCUGGAGGCCCUUUCGGGCCACAAUGAGGUCCCCGAGGACUCUGUUCAGGCCCUGGAUGUCAUCACCCGCCACCUGCCUUCCAUGAGGUACACUCCAGUGGGGCGCUCCUUCUUCUCCCCUCCGGAGGGCUACUACCACCCACUGGGCGGAGGGAGGGAGGUAUGGUUCGGCUUCCAUCAGUCGGUCCGUCCUGCCAUGUGGAACAUGAUGCUCAACAUCGAUGUCUCUGCCACCGCUUUCUACCGUGCCCAGCCUGUGAUCGAGUUCAUGUGCGAGGUGCUGGACAUCCAGAACAUCAACGAGCAGACCAAGCCACUCACCGACUCCCAACGCGUCAAGUUCACCAAGGAGAUCCGAGGUCUGAAAGUCGAGGUCACCCAUUGUGGUCAGAUGAAGAGGAAAUAUCGCGUGUGCAAUGUCACACGCCGUCCUGCCAGCCACCAAACGUUCCCCUUACAGCUGGAGAAUGGCCAGGCCAUGGAGUGUACAGUGGCUCAGUACUUCAAGCAGAAGUACAGCCUACAGCUAAAAUACCCCCACCUGCCCUGUCUACAAGUGGGGCAGGAACAGAAGCACACCUACCUACCCCUGGAGGUUUGCAACAUUGUGGCCGGGCAGCGCUGCAUCAAGAAGCUGACAGAUAACCAGACCUCCACCAUGAUCAAAGCUACAGCACGUUCUGCACCCGACAGGCAGGAGGAGAUCAGCCGACUGGUCAAAAGCAACAGCAUGGUGGGCGGUCCCGACCCCUACCUGAAGGAGUUUGGCAUUGUGGUGCACAACGACAUGACCGAGGUGACAGGCCGAGUCCUCCCAGCGCCCAUGCUGCAGUAUGGGGGCCGGAAUAAGACCGUGGCCACGCCCAACCAGGGCGUGUGGGACAUGCGGGGGAAGCAGUUCUACGCCGGGAUCGAGAUCAAGGUGUGGGCUGUGGCCUGCUUCGCCCCACAGAAACAGUGCAGAGAGGACCUGCUCAAGAGCUUCACAGACCAGCUGAGGAAGAUCUCGAAGGACGCGGGGAUGCCCAUCCAGGGACAGCCGUGUUUCUGUAAAUACGCCCAGGGAGCGGACAGCGUGGAACCCAUGUUCAAACACCUGAAGAUGUCCUAUGUGGGACUGCAGCUCAUCGUGGUCAUCCUGCCUGGCAAAACCCCUGUCUACGCGGAGGUGAAGCGGGUAGGAGACACUCUCCUGGGCAUGGCCACUCAGUGUGUCCAGGUGAAGAACGUGGUGAAGACGUCCCCCCAAACCCUCUCCAACCUCUGCCUCAAGAUCAACGCCAAACUGGGUGGCAUCAACAACGUCCUUGUGCCCCAUCAGAGACCCUCUGUGUUCCAGCAACCUGUCAUCUUCCUGGGGGCGGACGUUACUCACCCUCCAGCCGGCGACGGCAAGAAGCCCUCCAUCGCGGCGGUGGUGGGCAGCAUGGACGGCCACCCCAGCCGCUACUGUGCCACGGUGCGCGUGCAGACGUCGCGCCAGGACCUGUCCCAGGAGCAGCUGUACAGCCAGGAGGUCAUCCAGGACCUGACCAACAUGGUGCGCGAGCUGCUCAUUCAGUUCUACAAGUCCACACGCUUCAAGCCCACCCGCAUCAUCUACUACCGCGGCGGCGUGUCCGAGGGCCAAAUGAAACAGGUGGCGUGGCCGGAGCUGAUAGCAAUCAGGAAGGCCUGUAUCAGCUUGGAGGAGGACUACCGACCGGGCAUCACCUACAUCGUGGUUCAGAAACGCCACCACACCCGCCUCUUCUGCUCAGACAAGGCCGAGAGGGUUGGAAAGAGUGGCAACGUCCCAGCCGGAACCACUGUGGACAGCACAAUCACUCACCCCUCCGAGUUUGACUUCUACCUGUGCAGCCAUGCUGGGAUCCAGGGCACCAGCCGGCCCUCCCACUACCACGUCCUGUGGGACGACAACUGCUUCACGGCCGACGAGCUCCAGCUGCUCACCUACCAGCUGUGCCACACCUACGUCCGCUGCACCCGCUCAGUCUCCAUCCCCGCGCCAGCCUACUACGCCCGGCUGGUGGCUUUCCGCGCCCGCUACCACCUGGUGGACAAAGAUCACGACAGUGCGGAGGGCAGCCACGUGUCGGGCCAGAGUAACGGUCGGGACCCCCCUGCCCUAGCCAAGGCAGUCCAGAUCCACUAUGAUACCCAGCACACCAUGUACUUCGCCUGAGCCACGCCAGCAAUGGGUGCAGUUCUGUCCCAUCUCUCUCCUCUGUCUCUCUCUCUUUUUUUGCCAGUCUCUCUAUUUCUCUUGCGUGUUGAUCUGCACCAAAGCGGUUCGAAGCCAGUGAAGUGUGCCAAUGGAGUAUUUUCCUUUUCGGGGAAAAAACGACAUCCGGCGUUCCCGAUUGAGCCGCCUUUUUACCAGCAAUCCGGCACUGAGAGACCGUGGGGUUUCCAAUGUACAGAGAAAGCAAAUACACGCAUACACAAGUUGAGCCAUUUUAUUUUUUAUUUUUCCUUUUGAAUGUCUUUUUUGUGUGUUUUUUUUGUAACACUGAGCAAUGGAGUGGACUGAUGCCAAUCGUCAGUGGCAGCUCUUCUAGCUAAGCAGGACUCUGUCUACUUUUUACCUCAAAGCCCCUUUGGGUGAAAACCUGUCAUAAGGUCUUGGGUUGGUGGGGGUCAUUGGGGGUAUGCGUGGAAACAUGGGUGGGGUGGACCUUUUUUUGAGAAUAUUUUUUCUUUCCUUUUAUGAUCAUGUUUUUCCUUUCUCCUUUUCUUCAGUCUUACAAGCGAGGUCACCUGGGUAUCCAUACCCAUUACUCUUUCUUCUCCCAUUUAGCGAAGAAUAAGUGUGUUUGUGUAUAUACGUGUGCGUGUGUGUCUUUGCGUGUGUGUGUUUCAUGGCAGGCCACUGAAUUGUAAAGGGAAAAUCAAGGAGAUAACUGCUGUAAAUGCCUCAGAUUUGAUGUUUUUAUAUUCACACAUUACAUAUAUAUAAAUAUUUACAUCUAUAGAACAGAUUGAACCAUACAGACUUCACAGAGGCCGGUGGGUAUAUGUGUAGCAGUAGCAACCGUGGUUUAGCCGGUGUGGCUGACUGGGCAAUGGGACCUAAUUGAAUGGUUGAGAGCUUCGUGAGGGUUUACGGCAUUGGGCUAAGCCGUCUUAGUUGGUGCCCCGUGUGAGGAAGGGGAUCCAUCCCUUAAACUUGUUUGUCUCAACGGUUAUGACAUUGUUGGGGUGGAGCAUGUUUUUUAGCAAGGCGCUAGUCGUCUGAAUUUUUCAGAGCAGGAAAACGCAUUCACUUAACUUUUGGGGUCUCCUUUGCUACCGGCCAAUUCAUUGCACUGACCGGGGAUGCUAGGUAAGCAACAGAGGGCACUCUUCUCUUACCUUUAUGCAUUUAUACAUACAAAUCAAAAAGCAGAAUUUGUAAGAGUUUAAUAUAAAACUGUUUUUGUGGCUAAUCUUAACUAUUGUUCAGACAUAGUUGGUAUAUUUGAUGUUGUUCUUAUUGUUGUUGUUAAUGUUCUUAUAUACGAUUAUGAUAAUUAUCAAACCGGCAGCAACCAGAUGUGUAGUUAGGAGAUCAGUGGCUGGGUUUAGAGUUAGACACUUUGUAGCAUUCUGGCCUCCGGCGUGGGGGAGGCCCAAGGUGGGGGGCCUCCGGCGUGGGGGAGGCCCAAGGUGUAUCGGUUUAUGCGCCCUUCUGCUCCUCAGUUAUGUAGUAGUUUAUGGUGUUAGGGAAUGGUUUGGCUGUGUUCUCCAGUAGGGAACAUCUGUGUUGAUCUAUCACUGUUACUCCUGACUGGUAAAACAGGAGGUUACCAUCAGUGCUCAUCUGGUGAGUAUUCUUGGCAGCAGGGGGUUUCGGUUCGAAUGGAUGAAAGGUGACAAUCAGAGCUGGCAUUAGGAAGAAACUGGGACAGACAGUGGUAAACAAAGAGGUAUGCAAUAGGCAAUGAGUUACAUUUUUAGAACUUCAUAAUGUGUUUCUAUGAUAGUUUGUGUGUAUUUGAACAAGUAUAUCUAUCCAAGUCUAAACUUCUGGUAUUUUUUAAUGAAAUAAUGUUUUGAACACCAGAUAUGAACAUAAAGCAUAAGCACUGCCCUUGGAUCUAAUGACACCUGACCAGUCACGACCGUGGUUAAAGAUCCCAUUUAACCACAGUCGUGGGGUUGGGUAUGGUUGUGCAUAACUCGCGGUGAGGAUGGGGCGGGGGUCGACGGCGGCGUGCACGCCUCGUCAGGGGGGGUCGGCUCAGCGAGAAACCCUUUUGUAAUAAACCAUACGUUAAGCAGCAGGUUUGCUAUGAAUGAGUUUUGAGCGCCUACCUGUCGAGGGCGUGGGCGCUUGCCUAUGGGAGGGGAAGCAUGGUGGCGGUCCAGGCGUUGCAUGCAGUAAGUUUGAGGGGCGGGGGCUAAGCUGUUGUGGAGACGUGCACUAGUUUCCCCACGCGGCAAGGGUGCUGCGUUGAUUCAGCCUGGUGUGGUAGUCUGCAGAGUGUGUUCCUGUGGGUGUGGCCAGACUGGAGCAUUGUCCAGGAUGUGGGUGUGGUCUCCUAGCAGGGGAUCCAAAGGCGGUGAUGACUCCCCAGUUUUGAACAUAUUAUCAUUGCAAAGCAAUAUUAACCCAGAAUCCAGUUUUCGAAUGAGGAAAAAGCUAUAAUUCUUCUCGUCGACGUGGCUGUUGGUCUGCUCUCUGUCGCCGUUUGUGUUUCUGUAACUAGUUUUGUUGCCUGUAUCAAUCAGUGGGAAUGUGCAUUCAGUGGACUAGCUAUUUAGGCUCUGAGAAUAAACAUUUAAAAAAAGGUAACAUUUAAAAAAGGUAACAUUUAGACUUUGCUCGCCUGCAUGCCAGAGUAUUGUCUCUAAAAAAAAUCUCUUUAGAAUUAUAUUUAUUAAGAGACAGGAGGGGGAAAAAAUAAAUGUUCAUGAAUUUAGUGAGACUGUUAUAGGCUAGCAAUAUCGUCCACUCUCCUCGAGACGUAUUUGAAAGAUUCCUACACAAAUGUCAGUAAAAAAACGGAGGCACAGGCCGCUAGAGGCUGAGCGUUCCAGCCUUUAUGUCGUGGCCCGAAGACAAACGAGGUACUUUCUUCAAAAGUGGGCCCGGUAAAGACUUGAACUCUCGCCCCCGCACAGGCUUCAGUGUAGCGUCCAUUUAGGCCUCCACUUCCUGGUUUGUGCCCCUGCCACGCCUCUUGGGGCUGUCCUGUCUCGUGGCGCCACCCACACAAGCGCACUUCCUCUCUGUGGGGGGCCUCGGCCCAAGGUGUCCACGGCCACAGGAAUACCUCCUUUUUAACCUUUUUAACGAACCAUUCUUUCUGUGCCCCGUUUGAAAGAGAGCAUGAUUUUAUUUUUUAAUUCCUCUUUGAUAUAAUGACUACAGGUUUGUUAUUUGACAUUGUGUAAUUUAAUUUUCUUCUUUAUUCUGGUGUGUAGCUCUGCUGUUUUCUGCUAGUGGUCUGAGCUGUGUGACUGUCCAAUGGCAAUAGAAAGGUACCCUGUCUGACCUGCUGGGGAGGGGGGUGGGGCUUCCUCAGGUCCCUCCCACAAAGGCGCCUAAUCACUCGCUGUAUUGCUAUGUGACAUGUUGAAUUUUUUUUUUUUUUUUAGCCUGCAGGGAAUAUUUGUGUUAUUGUGCAAAGUAAUAAAUUGGUAUUUUAUGCCUAUAUCAGC